Molecule: messenger RNA, 721 nt
Organism: Scaptodrosophila lebanonensis
Lineage: Eukaryota; Metazoa; Arthropoda; Insecta; Diptera; Drosophilidae
Exons: 1
Coding region: 75-671 (198 amino acids)
Source: RefSeq, a predicted model, not a curated record
GUUUUUACAAAUUUGUAGUUAUUUGUUUUUAGCGAUAUCCGGAAGACUUGUUUACCACCAGCACCAUCAGGAAUAUGUGGAUGUGCGAGGCACCCCAUCUCUUGCUGGGGCUGCUGCUUCUCACGCUGGUGCUGCGUGUGCGGCCGCAGUUCAACUUAUUGCCGAAGCGCUGCGAAUAUCUGCAGGCUGAGACACAGCUAUUGGACCUAAAGUGCCGGGGCACAUUUCCGAUGGUGGCAUACACAAAGUUCCGGGACACCUUCAUAAUGCCAGGUGAACCAAUUUCUAUCUUCAUGCCGAAAUCUCCGGACCUGGUGAUGGCUGUGAUGAAGCAGUCGCCACUGCAGUCGUGCAGCAAGAUCCAUUUCGUGCAGGUCAAUCAGUAUGAGUGCAUCGAUUCGGAUGGCACAAACACCACCUUAAAGUUGACUAAUACGAGCAUGUAUUGCUUUCCAUUUCACAUCCAAAUCAUUGACGAUCUGACGAAUGCCUGCCUUGUCCAGAAUGGCGACGACGAUGAAACCGACCUGCUCACCCAGGUGCUGGCCACCAAACGCGGCGUCAUGCAGUACACCUUUGAGAUGAACAGGAGCACGAAAAUGCAGUCACUGGUGCUGCUCCGGGGAAUGUUCACUUUGUUUGCGCUACUGUGCAUCCGAAGCUGGCUGUAAUACCAAAAUCCUGGUACUGUAGAUGUCUCUUCAAUAAAGAUUCAACCGAA